AUCUUUCCCCCUCAACAAUUAUCUUGAUCAGUCAGACCAGAUGUAUAUUACCUUUGAUCUACAGACAGACGCAGACCACCUCCAUUGAUCCGCCAAACAGACGCAAAACUUUCUCGAUCCGUCAAACAAACACAGAUUUCAAAUCUUGAGAUCACCGACGCGAACCAAGCUUUGAUACCAGUUGUUGAAUAUUGUCCACUUGGGGCCAACCUCGCACAGAUUUACAAAAUUUGGAGGUCACUGGAUGAGGGUCCCACCCAACUGACGUCCACUAUCCUGGAUCUGAACACCGACCUAGGCUUUGAUACUAGUUGCUGAGACCGGGUAGCUCCAUUAGUAUGAUAUUGUCCGCUUUGGGUCAAAUACUAAGGUCACCGGAUGAGGGUCCCACCCAACUGACGUCCACCGCCCUAUAUCUAAACGCUAAACCAAAUUCUAAUACUAGUUGCUGAGAUCAGGUAGCUCUUUUAGUACGAUAUUGUCCGCUUCCAUCCAUACCCAAAUAGAUUUAAUUUUGGGUAUGCUCACCAAAAUGCCUUGUGAGCACUUCUACUAUGUUAUAUAGCAUUGGUGCUUUAAUGUACAACUUGAAGUUGUACAAUAACAUUAAAUGUAUAAGUUUAGGUUGUACCAUAAAGGAACUUGUAUCAUUAUGUUAUGGUACAACUUUACAACUUGAAUUUGUACCAUCACACAAGGUACAAGUUUAACUUGUACCAUAAAAGAAUUUGUACCUAUAGAGAAGUUGUAAAGUACAAUAUGAAAUUGUACCAUAACGUUAAAGAUACAAUUUCAAGUUGUACUAUAAAGGCAAAAACCUAUAACACCAAUGCUAUAUAACAUUGUAAAAUUCCUCCGUAUGCUAAUUGAAUUAGAUGUACACUAACAUACAAUAAAGUUGUAUUAACUCUUUUCUAAAAAUGCGGGAGUGUCCAUCCACUUGUAUGGUAUGGCUACGUAUGACCUUCUCAUCGGAUAGAGAAGCUUUUGUUAGCAUUUUUUUUCCUUUAAACUAUUGCAACACCAUUGCGACACAUCAACACUAGAAAGUGGAGAAGGAAUAUCGAUAGAGGUAAAAAGACGAAGACGAUGAUGCGCUUUCACAAAAUUUAUCAUCGACUCUCUGUCUCCCUUCUCCCUUCACCGCCCCCUCCUGCUCUCCCCGCUGCUCUUGAAAUCAAUCUCCGUCAAUUUGCCUCCGGUCACCUGAGAACUCAACUCCUAAGCUCUGCCCGCCGGCGGCGCUCAAUCAUGUCUUCCCCUCGUUCUAGGCUGCGGAACCUAGCCCCGGUCAACUCGGCAGCAGAAGAUGUUGGCGGCCUAUCCACUGUCGCCGGCACCGCUGCUUCUUCCACCGAUGUCGCCGACUAUUACGAAGAAGCGACAGAGGGAAAGUAUCAAAUUCCUCCACCGGCGAUAAGAGACAUCGUUGAUGCGCCACCCCUCCCUGCAUUGUCGUUUUCACCUCAGAGGGACAAAAUUCUGUUUCUGAAGCGGAGGGCUCUGCCUCCGCUGUCAGAACUAGCUAAACAGGAGGAAAAGCUGGCUGGUAUGCGUAUAGAUGGCAAGUGCAACUCUAGGAGCAGGAUGUCGUUCUACACUGGAAUUGGCAUUCAUCAGUUGAUGCCAGAUGGUAGUCUAGGGCCAGAGAGGGAGGUUUGUGGGUUGCCAGAGGGGGCCAAAAUCAAUUUUGUUACUUGGUCCCUGGAUGGUAGACAUUUGUGUUUCAGCAUCCGCCUUGGUGAGGAGGAGGAGGAGGAUAACAACAGCAGUAAGCUGACUGUAUGGGUUGCUAAUGUGGAAACUGGGCUAGCUCGACCACUGUUUCAGUCGCCUGAUAUUUAUCUAAAUGCUGUUUUUGAUAAUUUUGUGUGGGUGGAUGACUCAACUUUGCUUGUUUGCACCAUCCCAAAGUCUCGUGGGGCACCACCCAAGAAACCUUUGGUCCCAUCUGGCCCGAAAAUUCAGUCUAAUGAGACUAAGGACAUUAUCCAAGUAAGAACCUUCCAGGAUUUGCUGAAGGAUGAAUAUGAUGAAGAUCUGUUUGACUACUAUGCCACCUCACAGCUUGUUCUAGCUUCUCUGGAUGGGACUGUGAAGGAAAUUGGCACACCAGCUGUAUAUACAUCAAUGGAUCCUUCACCAGAUGAGAAGUAUCUUAUGAUCAGUUCUAUUCACAGGCCAUAUUCCUAUAUUGUGCCAUGUGGGAGAUUUCCAAAAAAGGUAGAAGUGUGGACAAUUGAUGGGAAAUUCGUGAGAGAGCUUUGUGAUUUGCCCCUUGCGGAAGACAUUCCGAUUGCCUUCAAUAGUGUUCGCAAAGGAAUGCGCUCAAUCAAUUGGAGAUCAGAUAAGCCUGCAACUAUCUAUUGGGCAGAGACACAGGAUGGGGGUGAUGCAAAAGUAGAAGUAUCUCCUCGGGAUAUCAUCUAUAGUCAACCUGCUGAUCCGGUAGAAGGUGAAGAACCAGAAAUCCUGCACAAGCUUGAUUUUCGCUAUGGCGGAAUUUCUUGGUGUGAUGACUCACUAGCCUUGGUUUAUGAAUCAUGGUACAAGACAAGGCGGAUAAGAACCUGGGUAGUAUCUCCUGGAUCUAAAGAUGCUACUCCACGCAUAUUAUUUGACAGGUCAUCAGAGGAUGUGUACUCUGAUCCUGGUUCUCCCAUGCUGAGGAGAACAAGUGCUGGUACGUAUGUGAUUGCAAGGAUAAAGAAACAAAAUGAUGAAGGCACAUAUCUUCUGCUGAAUGGAAGUGGUGCCACGCCUGAAGGGAAUAUUCCAUUCCUUGAUCUUUUUGACAUAAAUACCGGCAGCAAAGAACGUAUUUGGCAAAGUGACAAGGAAAAGUAUUUUGAGACUGUUGUUGCAUUAAUGUCCGAUGACAAUGAAGGGGACCUCCACCUAGAUCAGUUAAAGGUUUUGACAUCCAAGGAGUCGAAAACGGAGAACACCCAGUAUUAUAUCCAGAAGUGGCCAGAAAAGAAAGCAUUUCAGAUUACAGCUUUCCCUCACCCAUACCCACAGUUGGCGUCCCUGCAGAAGGAGAUGAUUAGGUAUCAGAGAAAAGAUGGAGUUCAACUGACCGCAACAUUGUACUUGCCACCUGGCUAUGAUCCCUCCAAAGACGGCCCACUUCCUUGUUUGGUAUGGUCUUAUCCUGGGGAAUUUAAGAGCAAAGAAGCUGCAGGACAGGUUCGUGGUUCUCCUAAUGAAUUUCCAGGCAUAGGGUCUACAUCAGCUCUUCUUUGGCUAGCUAGGAGGUUUGCCAUUUUAUCUGGACCAACAAUUCCUAUUAUUGGGGAGGGCGACGUGGAGGCUAAUGACAGCUAUGUAGAACAAUUAGUUGCAAGUGCUGAGGCAGCUGUUGAGGAAGUCAUCCGACGUGGUGUUGCUCAUCCCAGCAAAAUUGCGGUUGGUGGACAUAGCUAUGGUGCCUUCAUGACUGCAAACCUGUUGGCGCAUGCCCCUCAUCUUUUCUGCUGUGGAAUUGCUCGUUCAGGAGCUUAUAACAGAACACUUACACCUUUCGGGUUUCAGAAUGAGGAUAGAACUCUUUGGGAGGCUACGAGUACCUAUGUCGAGAUGAGUCCUUUCAUGUCAGCCAACAAAAUUAAGAAGCCAAUAUUGCUUGUCCACGGGGAAGAAGACAACAACUCAGGAACACUAACCAUGCAGUCGGAUCGAUUCUUCAAUGCUCUAAAAGGUCACGGUGCGCUGUGUCGCUUGGUCAUUCUUCCGUUCGAGAGUCAUGGGUAUUCUGCGAGAGAGAGCAUAAUGCACGUCCUUUGGGAAACAGACAGAUGGCUGCACAAGUACUGUGUCCCAAACACCUCUGAUAUAAAUGCCGAGCUCGAUGCAUGCAAAGACAAUCCAAGUCAAGAAACCAGUGAGAGUAAAGUUGCUGCGGGCAGUGGGGGUGGAAACCCAGAGCAGGCAGAUGACGAGCAUGAUCCUGAUCAUCAUUCCGUACGAAGAUCAUCAUUAUGGUAAAUAAAUACUAUCACCUUUCACCUUCUAACAUCAGGAAGACCGAGGCCGAAGCUCUUGUUCAUAGUAUAUUUGCUUCGCGUUCUAUCUACUCAACUGAAACAUGAAUGAGAGCAUUUUCAAAAUCGGUUUGGGCAUAGGGAUAACCCUUAUGAAUCCUUAUUAGAAAGCCAAAUGAACACUGGCCUGUUACAAUAUCUUUUAUUGCACCUUCCGUUUCUUUUGCUUGAUAUCACUCCUUAUAGACUGACAUGUUCGAAUCAAAAUUCCAGACUUCAGCUGCAAAGGACCGGGACUGAACCAAGCUUCGUACACUGAACGUGUUGGUGGUCUUUACUCUUUAGCAUGGCGGAGGCAAACUCCUCCAAAUCGACAGUUUCCAGUGACUUGCCCAGAAAAAAAAAAAGCAGUGAUCGCAUGAAGGUCGAAAAGUCAUACCACACCAGCUAUCCCAUCUAGUUUCAAUAUUUCUACAGCUCCGUCUAGUUCAUGCUUUGUUGUGUAUUACAAGUACUUGUGUACCGUUAUUAACAUACGGCAAAGCCUGCAGCAUACACAUUUGAUAAUGGACAAAAAUAAUCCCAAUUCUCCCUCUUCUAUGGUAUUCAUGAAUCGUCGUUUCUUUAUUAAGAUGCCAGUUGUUUGUAGAUCCUGCAUUGUUAAUGAAUAGAGAGAACUCGUUUGAAACAAUUCGUGCUCCAAAUUCGAGCAUUCACACAAUGCUCUUAAAGUCUAUUCAUUUCAACAAUCCAAGAUUCAAUCCAACCCAGAUGAAGUAAAUACAGGUUGAACUAGUAAACGAUAAUGAACCCACAUUGUAUCACAAAAUGGCAAACACUUUAUUUCCGUAUCUUUGAGGCAAGGUUGCUCUCCUCAACCCUACGGAGGCAUAGGAAUCGGGGGGGAAAAAAAAACAAUCAGCAGUUCUUAGCAAAACCAACAGACAAAUUGAGCCAUCAAGGAUGACUCCUAUUCUUCGGCGACGACACUGAUUUCGCCCUUCUCAAGCAUGUCGUAGAAUGCCCUUACUUUCCUCUGCUCGUUCCAGUGAUGCAUCUUCCAAAAGCCACCCGCGACCAAGCCGAGCGCCAUCCCGAUGACUAUCUCCUUCACGACGCUCGGUCCCUUCAGUGUGGGGUGUGGAAUCCUGCCAGCCAUUUUGCUAUUUUUCUCUGCAAACAGUCAACAUAUCCCCCUUGCUUUGUCAGCCACUAGUCACAAAAAGAAAUUCCAACUUUUCUACCUACCUUAUCCAAUCUACCUAUCAUAUGUAAUUUAACAAUCUAACUAACGAAAUUCUUACAUAAACAAUACAAGCAAGUUCAGAUAGUAUAAAAAACUGAAGCUUGCUGGCCAUCUAUUGAGCUUAUCAGUCCAGCUAAAUGGAAAUCCUACACAGACAGUAGAUGAGAGCAACAAUAACGAAUCCGAGCUUUCUACCUAUCUAAUCUACCUGAGAAAUGAGGCUUGAUCAAUCCAACUAAUCAGACUUCAUAUACAAACAGCAAAGCACAAUCAAACAUUGAUGGUCUCAUGACUUUACACAUACAAAGAAUGCUUCACAUCCAGUAGAAUUCACCUAAAGUUUACUUAAAUUGCUUUCUCUGCAACAAUCAACAGUUGCUUUCUUAGCCAGCCACCAGCACACACCACAUAGAAAAUUAAGCGUUCUAACAAAU
Molecule: messenger RNA, 5663 nt
Organism: Linum trigynum
Lineage: Eukaryota; Viridiplantae; Streptophyta; Magnoliopsida; Malpighiales; Linaceae
Source: the annotation of a GenBank genome assembly